ACAGAAUUGUUACCGUCAAACUUUUGAUAGAUGACCUAGACGUUUUUCUCCAUAUUAUAAUAUAUAUUUUCAUAAUUAAUAAUGGCUCCGAGGAGAAUAUUACUAAUGAUAAAUCUCACCCGAACUGAAGAAAUAUAAUACAGUGUAUGUGGUUCAGACAUUGAUAAAUGUUAGCACUGGCUAUGGCAUAUCUGUGAAAGACAGAGAGAAGGGAGGUAGAUUUUUGCUUAAGUGAUUAUUAAAACUACCAAGAUGCCCCCGAUAGGCUCGCGUUCGUCAUCGAGAACAGGAGGAUCGAGAUGGACUUCAUUAAGUCUUGCAUCGCGACUGAGGAUGGGAAAGAAGUCUGAUAAAGCCAUGGUUAAAGACAAAAAUCAGUCAUCUGUCAGUCAGGAACAACAAGAUGAAAAUUCUUCAAAAACCCCAGAGCCUCACAUGUGCAGUGGUCAUUUUCAAGCUGAUUUUAUAGAGCUGUGUCGCAGAAAUAAUGUAACUUUUGUUACACCCAUUGUACUAAGAGGUAAACCCCAACCACUACCCAGUCAGGUACCUGAAGGUAAACCAGAAAAAGGUAAAGACAAAGGUAAAGCCCCACCACAACCUGAGCCUGAACCAGAACCUGAAUUAACAGAAGAUGGAGAACCUAUAGAAACACCACCUAAGACGUACGUUACAAAGGAGAAAUUUGACUAUUUUAAACCAACUAUUGAUGUGGAGAUGGAUAAUCCUGAUAAAACUGAUACUGUUUGUGAAGUUUAUAUAAGAGGAUGGAAGAUUGAUGAUACAAUGAUGCAUAUAUUCAGACAGUGCUGGCCAUCCAUGGAUAAAUUACAUACUAUCAAUUUGUGGCAUGCUGGAUUAACUGGAUCAACUGUUAGUAUCCUAGCUUCCUUUUUACCUGUAUGUGCUACACUAAAGAAUCUGAUAUUAGAUGGUAAUACAGUUAAAGAAGAGAAUUUCGGGGAAUUAAUUGGAGAAGAAUGUUUAGUACAGAAUGUAUCAUUGAGAUAUUGUAGCAUUACUGAUAAAGGAGCUGAUAGUAUAGGAACGGCUUUAGGUUCGGCUAAAAAAUCAAACACAAAAUUAUUAUCGUUAAAUUUAAAUGGUAACCAGAUUACAGAUGUCGGAGCUGGUCAUAUCUCUAGGGGUUUGAGAAUGAACAGGAAUCUGUUAUGUCUGUCUAUGUCAAGUAAUAAAAUAGGAGAUAAAGGAGUUGUUAAACUAGCAGAGGCAUUAUCUAGGUUUUCAUUAAAACAUGAAGAAGUUGUAGAAAGACGUCGUCAAAUAUCAGAGAAAGGUUCUCCUGAUAGAAAUAAAUCGCCCCCACUUAGCAGAAGAGCUCAUUCUAAUGAUAGACCUGGUAGCGUACGAUCAAACACUCAAACAGAAAAGGAUAAAUCAAAAAGAGACAAGCCAUCUGCUAAAAAAAAGGAUGCCAAAGGAAAAGAUGCAAAAGAAGAUGAUAAAAAAGGAACAAAGGGAAAAGAUGAUAAAGCAGGAACAAAAAAAGAACCACGGGGCACAAGAGGAACUGCUACUGUAAGCGGGAAAAGUUCUGGUGCAUCCAUGGCUGCUGAUGCUGGUAAAAAUGCUGGAAAAACUAAAGACAGAAAGAAAAAGAUGACACCCCAGGAACAAGAGCCAACAGAAGCAUCUGAGGUGAUUAAUCCAUUAUUAGAAGUAGCAGAUUAUAUGGAUGGUGAAUUAUGGGUUGCUGGCAAUCGUGUUUUAAUCAAUCUCAAUUUAUCUAGAAAUCAAGUAGAUGAAGAGGGUGUACGGGCUUUAUUAAAAGCUGUACAAUAUCAAACAACAUUAACACAAUUAGAAAGUAAACACAGUGGUACAGGUUUAAUGAGGAUUAACCUCCAGAGAAAUCCAAUAUCAUCAGAUAGUGAAGCAUUAAAGAAACUACAUGAUUUAAUGUUGACUAAAGAUCCAUUCUACAAACCUUCACCAACACCAGAUGCUGAAGCUGCCUAAAAUACAACAAUUAAGGAUAUCAAAAUAAAAUAAAAUAUACUUAACAAGAAUACCAGCAAAUAUUCAUCAGCUGCCUAAAUUACAUUUUAUUCUUUUUGUGCAGUAUUAUAAAUACAACCUGGAUGUUAUAAAUGGGUUGAUCACAAUAUCAAAAUAAGGACAAUGAACUUGUUUUAUUUUAUGACUAAUCAGGGACCAAUAAUACAUGCAGCCAUGUAUUGUUUGUUUUUCGAGUCAUUUGUAUAAUAUAUAAAUCUGUGAUAUAAAAAAAUGUAAUAUAUGAUAUAUAAUUUAGGGAUAUUUUAAAACUGUUAAUUAUUCUCAAUAGUGUGUAUAAAGUAAUUGUUGAAUAAUAAUAAUACUGAGUGAAAUAAUAAAUCUAAAGAUAUA
Molecule: messenger RNA, 2370 nt
Organism: Patella vulgata (common limpet)
Lineage: Eukaryota; Metazoa; Mollusca; Gastropoda; Patellidae
Product: leucine-rich repeat-containing protein 71
Exons: 20
Coding region: 253-1980 (575 amino acids)
Molecular function (GO): protein binding
Source: RefSeq, a predicted model, not a curated record